Molecule: messenger RNA, 5766 nt
Organism: Mauremys mutica (yellowpond turtle)
Lineage: Eukaryota; Metazoa; Chordata; Testudines; Geoemydidae
Gene: SH3PXD2A
Product: SH3 and PX domains 2A
Exons: 8
Coding region: 302-3226 (974 amino acids)
Biological process (GO): superoxide anion generation
Molecular function (GO): protein binding; superoxide-generating NADPH oxidase activator activity
Source: RefSeq, a predicted model, not a curated record
UUCCUGGGGGGGGAUAGCUCUGCUGUGGAUUUAUGCUGCUUCUACCCCGGAUUUUUCUAUCUGAAUGGGGACAAGGAUUGUAGCAACCAUGUUGGGAAGAGGUUUAUUUUCAGAAUCCGUCAUGAAACUUUGAUUAAUUCACUAUGCUUAAAACUUUUUUUUUCUUCCUCUCUAAUGUUCCUCUGUGCUGCUGGGUUGUGGGCCAGAGGAAGCUGUUUCUAUAUGGCCAGCCAUUUGGGGAUAUGCUGCGAGCCAAGGUUUUGUUCUGAUUGGCUUGACGGCGGUGACAAAUUGGCCUAUCAUGAAUUGGAUGGACGGAGGUCGCUCUCGAGGAGCCAUGGCUGGAAGCUGGCUUACAGCUUGCUUUUUCCCUUCCCCAGGUGCUGAUGCUAGUUCUGAACCCAUGAUCCUGGAGCAGUAUGUGGUGGUGUCCAGCUAUGAGAAACAGGAGAACUCGGAGAUCAGCCUUCAGGCUGGGGAAGUCGUGGACGUAAUAGAGAAAAACGAAAGCGGUUGGUGGUUUGUGAGCACAGCAGAGGAACAGGGCUGGGUCCCUGCCACAUACCUGGAAUCCCAAAAUGGCACUAGAGAUGAUUCAGAAAUUAACACAUCCAAAGCUGGGGAAGUUUCUAAGCGACGCAAGGCUCACCUGAGACGCCUGGACCGGCGAUGGACGCUGGGCGGGAUAGUCAACAGGCAGCAGAGUCGAGAAGAGAAAUAUGUCACAAUCCAACCGUACACCAGCCAAGGGAAGGAUGAGAUUGGGUUUGAAAAAGGGGUCACCGUGGAGGUCAUCCAAAAGAACCUGGAAGGAUGGUGGUACAUAAGGCAUCUAGGUAAAGAAGGCUGGGCCCCAGCAUCCUACCUGAAGAAGGCUAAAGAUGAUCUUCCGUCUAGGAAAAAGAACUUAACUGGGCCAGUGGAAAUUAUAGGCAACAUUAUGGAGAUCAGUAACCUGCUGAACAAGAAACCAUCCAGCGACAAGGAAACCCAAGCAGAAAACGAAAUGGCGGAAUCCCACAUCACAAAGAAAGAAAUUAGCUUACCCAUCUUGUGCAAUGACUCUAAUGGCAAUGCCAUGAUGACCUCAGACAAGCAGGCUUCGAAACUGGCUCAGGGAUCCCCUGCUGUAGCGAGGAUCGCACCACAAAGAGCUCAAAUAAGCUCUCCAAAUCUAAGAACCAGGCCGCCACCACGGAGAGAAUCCAGUCUGGGCUUCCAGUUACCUAAACCACCUGAGCCGCCAUCAGUGGAGGUGGAAUACUACACCAUUGCAGAAUUCCAGUCUUGUAUUUCUGACGGAAUAAGCUUUCGUGGAGGACAAAAGGCAGAGGUUAUUGAUAAGAACUCUGGUGGCUGGUGGUAUGUACAGAUUGGAGAGAAAGAAGGGUGGGCUCCAGCAUCUUACAUUGAUAAAAGGAAGAAGCCCAAUUUAAACAGAAGAACCAGUACUCUAACCCGACCCAAGGUCCCUCCCCCAGCACCUCCCAGUAAACCAAAAGACGUGGAAGAUGGAACAGCUCCUGGGACUGUUUCAUCAGGAGAAGCCCAGGACUCCCCACAAAAGCUCAGAUAUGAAGAACCAGAGUACGAUGUGCCUGCCUUUGGCUUUGACUCGGAGUCUGAGGUGAAUGAAAGCCAUGGAGAUGAUAGUUCCUUGGAAAAAUGUCUGUUUCAGCCACUUAAGCCAUCUCCUGUCUCAUCCCUGCAGAGGGCAAAGUUCAGAGUUGGUGAGUCUUCAGAGGAUGUUGCUCGUGAAGAAGAGAUCAUCUAUGAAAAUGAGGGAUUCAGGCCUUAUGUGGAGGACACUUCAUCAUGUAAAGAAUCCAGCGGAGACUCGGAUUCCCAAAAAAGCUCCUCUCUGUCUCUAAUCCGAAGAAACUCUCCAUGCUCCAGUUCUCCCAAAUCAUCGCUCCUGAAGCUCAAAUCUGACAAAAGCAUUCAGCCCGAUCUUGGAAAAAGUCACUACUCCAGGAAUGACGAGAUAAAACCCAGAUCAGCCUCAGAUGUUGGCUUACGUAGCAUGCCAAGAACAAGUGCGAAGAAGGAGCCUGGACAGAGCCCCUCAACGAAAGCGAAGCCAAUGGUUAGACCUAAGCCCUUCCUCAAUAAGGCAGAUUCUCAGAGCCAAGAAAAAAUGGAUAUCAGCACUUUAAGGCGUCAGCUGAGGCCAAUUGGGCAGCUCAGAGGUGGACUUCAAGGUUCGAGAAGUGAAGAGUCUGAAAGCCCUCCACAAAUAGCUCCUGAGAGCCAAGACGACUCCCUUAGAAGAAGCUCCGCAGAUCUCAUUACAUCUCCUUCCCAUGCCAUUUUUUGCUCUAACCAUCCAGCCAAGACAGAGCAAGAGAAUGACACAAAAUGUUUUUAUGUGACCUCUGACUCUUACCAAAAGGUUCAGGAUUCUGAACUCUGCUUCCCAGCAGGAGUGGAAGUGGAAGUGUUGGAAAAGCAAGCCAGUGGAUGGUGGUACAUGAAAUAUGGAGAUAUGGAAGGGUGGGCUCCUUCCCACUACCUCGUACUUGCCGAUAACCAACAACAAGAAACUUCAGAGACUGACAUCUCGCUGGGCAGGAACAGAAGAAAUGAAAGCAAGUCAAACAGCUUGGAGAAGAUAGAGAAAAGAGUUCAGGCUUUGAACACCAUCAACCAGAGCAAAAGAGCAAUGCCCCCCAUUCCAAGCAAACCCCCUGGUGGCUUUUCCAAAACUUCAGGGGCUGUGAAAAUGAGGAAUGGAGUGAGACAGUUAGCAGUGAGGCCACAGUCUGUGUUCGUCUCCCCGCCCCCAAAGGAUGAUAACCUGUCCUGCUCCCUGCGCAGGAACGAAUCCUUAACUACUACAGACCAUCUAAGGGCUGUCCGCCGGAAUUCCUCUUUCAGCAGUGCGCGAUCACAGCCUGGUGACUCGAAGGCAAAGCAGACUGAUCAAUCGGGCAUAGAGGGAUUGGAGACAACCUCCAACUUAUCCACUCAGCGCAAUGGAAUCCCGGUGUCCACUGUCCGGCCAAAGCCCCUUGAAAAAUCCCAGUUCAUCCACAACAACCUCAAGGAUAUCUACGUUUCCAUUGCAGACUAUGAGGGGGAUGAGGAGACGGCAGGGUUUCAGGAAGGUGUCUGCAUGGAGGUCCUGGAAAGAAACCCAAAUGGUUGGUGGUACUGUCAGAUCAUGGAUGGUGGGAAACCAUUUAAAGGCUGGGUGCCCUCAAAUUAUUUGGAGAAAAAAAAUUAAUGUUGCAAUAUCUUAAAAUUCCCUAAUUUAUACUGUUCCUGCUGUGUACAUCUGGGAAAAAAAUUGCUACACCCACAAAAAAAAUUUUCCUCGUGCUCUAGUUUGUGCAAAGGGACUGACUGAUUAAGCUGUGCUGUGUUUGCAGAGCGUUAUGGGGUUAACAUGGCCUGAAGGAAUUUAAGCAAAGAAAAAGAUGAUACAGUCAAACGUCUUUUUUUUUUUUUUGAAGCUGUUAAUAAUCUGUGUGUAACAGGGUAUGAGAUCCCAUCUUUCCUGUUAAUGGUAGGAAACCAAACGUGUGCCUUUGCGAGAGAUACAAACUGAUGCAUCCACUUGAGGAAAUCGUUGGGGGGGGGAGAGUUUAGUGCCAAACUUAGACAUUUUAGAAUCUCGGCUUCCUCUCUCCUUCCUCUCAUCUCCACAUGGAAUAUCCAGAAGUUUUGAAUGUGUUUUCACAACUUUUAACUGUGCAAAGUGAGUGGGAAUUUGAUUCUAAAGUGCAGAGGAGAACCCCAGCCCUUUCUAGAAGCUCAGAUUUUUCACUCUUCUCAACAGUCAGUUCCAGUGUUGGAGCCUUUUCAUCGUGGAGAGAUUUGGUCUCUGACUUCAACCACAGUUUGUCAUUAUUACUAAACCUCAGAAAUGACAUUCAGGAGGCGUUUUGGGGUUUUUUGGCUGCCUUUUGUUCUGUCUCUAGGCUCUUGAGUUGAGACUCCAGGUGUUCUUAUGGCCUGUAGGGCUACCAGGUGCUUGCAAACACACCACAAAAACAAACCUAUGGACACAACUUUGUGAACAAUGAUUACUUUAAAUACUCCUUGUUUAGUUCAGUGUGGUGACUCCUGCCAAGAGAUCCAGGUUGAUUCUCUUUCCUGAGCUGGGUUUUUCCAAAUUGUCACAAUUUUUAAGUAUUCAAAAUGCCUCUGAGGCCUCAAAGAAGAAAAGCAAUCAAACGCGUUACUCCUGUUUUCACUGUCAGAUACAAAUUGGAGCACAUUCACAGGACCCACAAAGCUGUAAGUUAGAAACAGCCAUAACCUGUUGCGGCAUCAGUGUUUACAAAGGGGGUGGUGGAGAAGCCAUGGAAUUCAGUAUGCACAAUCUUUAAUUUGUAUAUUUUGGGGGAGUUGUUUUUGUUUGUCUUUCCUGUGCAUUCUGGGUAUUUUUUAAUUGUGCAUUGAUUUACCAAAAAAGACUCUUUAGUUUUCACUUAAAGAAAAAAAAAGUAGGAGUCAAUUUUGUGAUUGGAUUCCCACUUGAAUCCAAAAAGUACAUUUGUACUGCAAAGAGUGCAUGGAUUUUCAAGCUCAAAGAGAGAUCUAAUAACAAAGCAAUUAAGGCUACAAUGUGACUAGCUGCCUCUUCCCCCCACUCCACCCCCACUUUUCCUUCAUGUUAUUUAUAACUCUAAUGCUUUAAAAUGUGACCCACGGGUGGCGGGGCGGGGAAUAUACAACCAUUUGGAAAGGGCUUGGAUUAGACUGGUUCCUGAGGUAGCCAGCUAUUGUACUGUAAGCAUCAGCCACUACAAAUCCAUACUGUACUGGAGGAAGUCUUGCUUUUGGCAGUUUUUUGAUGGGCUCCUUAAACAUUUAAGUGAAGAUCAAUAUCCAAUUUCUUUAAGAGGCAGCAUUUUUGUGUCCUGUUUUAAAGGGGAAAAGUCAAUUAUUUCACUGCUCGUGUAUUACACAAAAUGAUACAUGCCCUUUUAUUUUCCAGCCAAACUUCGUACCAAUUAUUGGCAUUGGGAAGAUAAAGGGUCUGAUGAUUUAGUUAGCUGGAACCCAACCUGGGGUGGGGCCUAAAAUAGCACCGUAUUGAGUGUGUUGUAGAGUGUUUUCUCUGCCAACAAAACACAAUUUACAAGUUGUUCUUGUCUUUAUUUUUUUUGUGAUUUUUUUUGGGGGGGGGGGGUUUAACUAAUCAUCACGAAAACUUCGAGGGAAAGAUGCCUACAGUCAACAUGACUGACAUCCCUUUGCUAGCUGAAAAACUAUUACGUUGCAAUCCAAGGCUGCAAAUGGAGUUCGGUUGAAACCGUGAUGUCCACGAGUAAUGGUGGGGGAGGGUGUUCUACUUGGAUCCAACGUAAGUCGUGAGGGGGAGGUGUAUCUACACUACCGCCCAUAUCAAAAUGUGUAGAGUCCUCUCUCUGCCUUAUGUUUUACUAUAUAUAUGUAUAUACCCAGUUAACCACAUCUUACUGGAUGUCUGUCUGAGGCACUGCAGUCCCAUCUCUCAUGCUUCUGCCCAUUUUUAGUUGUACUAAUAUGGUAGCAGUCAUUACAGACUGCUGGAGCUGUUGUGAGAUUAUAAUAGAACUAUUCUAUUCUUCUGCUGGACAGUAUUAAAUAGAGCAAUACAUAGUUAUCUGCUAGAUUGCAGUACUAACAGUAGUGACUUAGUGACUUGUGUAAUGUUGUUUUGAUUUACUUUAACAAUAAUGAUGCGGAAGUGGUUCAUUAUUUUGAAUUAAUGCACUUUAACAAUAAAAAAAACCAAAAUGGAAGUCAACACAGCGAACUAAGUGCAUUAUUUAA